GGAACUAUGCAGAAGGGGGAGGGACAAAGGAGGGGGCUCCGAGGAUUGCUAAACAAGCUUUUCGGGAUUCUUGACUGCUUACUAGAACUCGACGCUUGGUGAAAACAAACUUUGAUCGAAGUAUUGGCCUGGGAAAAUGACGUAAUAAACGAAUGUGCCAGGACGUCGCGUUGGUCGGGAAACACUGCGAUGCUUCAGCUCGGAAGCCUGUUGACCCGGUUUCAGGUCGGCGGCUGCUCGGCUCCAGAGAGUUCAAAAGGCCAGAAAGUGCAGCAAACACUGACGGACGUCCUUCAGCAUGUCAGGAAACUCACCGGGCUGAGGAAGGAGCACGUCUAUUGCAAUCUGCGGAUCCCCGACCAGUGUCAAGUUGUCAAGGAUGACAUUGACAUUGUGAUACUCACAGGCCGAGGGAUCUUCUGCAUUGACAUAAAACCCUGGCGAGGCCUGGUGUCCGCUCACGACCGAAAGUGGCACGUUCAAGUGAAGGAAAAAGAUCAGAACUUUAGCAACACUUGCAUCGAACAGAUGGAGGACCCCCUCAAAGCCAUCACGUUGAAGACGUCUCACUUGUGCGGCCAUCUGAGGCGGAGUGGCGUGCCCGUGCAUCAGUCUCUCUUCUUCCCCCGGGCGGUCUUCCCGUCGCCGGAAUGCGAGCUCGCCGAGGGGCUCCGGGUGCGGCGCGAGCUGGUGUCGCACGACCAGGUAGACCACUUCCUGCGAUCCUUCAGGGAGGACUACGUGGCCUGGAUGUUGGACGCGCUGACUCCCUCCUGGCUCUCUGGUCAUCUAUCGUACGGGCAGAUGGCGUCGGUGCAGAAGGUCCUGAGGCGCUCGCCGACGUGGGAUUUCAUGUGGCUUCGCGGCGGCGUGCAGCUCAAGGGCGACUUCCGGGGCUGUUGCUACAUCGCGCCGGACCGCAGCGAGACCGACACGCUGGAGUUCUCUGGGCUCAAGACAAUGUGGGCCCUGCUGGGACGCGCCCCUCAGGUGACUGUCAAAAUGUACAAGCGUGGCUCGAACGGAUGGUUGGGCAAGACGCUGACCGCCAAUGCAACCGUUCCCUCCGACACCUUGGUGGUCUUCCGGGUCAGCGGCGAGAAAGCGGACACCAAAUUCUCGGCCAACGCCAUCCACAGCAUCACGCUCAGCAUAUAAGAAGUCGUAGUAACGCAAAUGGUUGACUUUAACUAAGAACAUAGCCCUGAGUGCCUUUUUACGAUUCUGUUAUACUGUAAACACUUUAUGUAAGAAAAGACAAUGUUUUAUUAAUAUAAUCUGCAGUGGCAAUAUUACAGUUGUUUUUUUCGCUUGAGUUUAAUUAAUUCACCAGCAUGUCGGCGGUUUGGUUAAAGUGUUUUAUGAUCAGUCUGCAAGUUCAUUUGAGGCACGACUGUAACCGUCCUAAUCACUUAGCGGGCAAACACUAACAGCGCAUGUACUUCGAGUCAACAUGAUUAAGUGAGGAUUUUGUGAAAGGUCAUAAGCCCCUUUUCAUGCUGCCUUCUCGGAAAAAAAACAGAAGAUAGUUCAGACACAACUUGCUGAAGUGUAAGUUCACACAACCGUUGCGGCUUCACGUAUUCAGAUACCUGGGGUAGAGAGAACUGCUUUCAACACAGGCACAGCCAGUGAUUCUCAAAACUUCACUUACCAGCUAACAUUUAACCUCCUCUGAUACUCGGCGAAAGCCAGCAAACUUGCGGGCAGACUUAAACUACCCCCAUCCCACAUUAGUGCAGAACAACAGCGAUUCCCAAAAACACAAAUUAGUGUGCCAUAGAUUAUCAAGUGUGCUGCAAAACUUAAUUGAUCAGCGUGGAUUAUUUUCAACAAAUAUGGUAUCUUCGUUCAUCUGUCGAUGCCGGCGACGAUUUUUCGAAUGCAAAAUGUGCCUUGGCUUAAAAGUUGGGAAACACUGUCACAUACUCAGGACAGCAGGCCCAUGAGUUCUUGUUAGACAUCCUUGGGUCCCUUGAAAGAUGCUGUAUUAAUUUCAGACAUUAUUAUUAAAAAGGAUCAUAGCUAGCUAGUGUAAAAUGAGCUACAGGCGCAAUAUUGUUUGAAACUAUUUUUAGUAACGCGACCUUUGCAUGAGCUACUGUAUGUGUGAAUAUGCUAACCCAAGUAGCGAGAGACUCCAAAAGAAAAUGAAACAUUUUAAUUGUGACAAUACAACAUAGUUAAGUGAGGUCGUACUAUACAGUGUUUACUUUUUUGUAUUCUGAAAGAUUCAACCGGUCUCGAGUAUUAGGAUCACACAAUGUAAAGUUAAAGGUCGAAAUUCUAGGUGUAAAAAGUCAGUAAUGAGAAUACAGUCGUAAUGUUACACUGAAAAACGUUAUGAGAAUAAAUUAAGACAUAAAUACUACAAUUAUUAAAGUAAAUACUAUUGCAAGAAACAUAAGAACAUUCGUAAUGUUAGUUUGUUGUGUUGAAUAAAAACAUUUCACCAAAAAGGAACAAAGUUAAAGAUAAAAGCUAGAUACUGAAGUUGUACAGUUAUCAGAAUAAAGUGGUAAUACUACAAACAUGUUAAUUGUAGAUACGAGAAUAAAGUUGAAAAUGAACUAUUAAAAAAAAAAAAGUCAGAAGUUAUAAUUAAAUAAAGCUGUCAUUUUUACAAAGUACAAACCUGUUAAAUUCCAAUUCCACAAUUUUUUUAAUUCCAAAAUAAACAGUGGUAACAACUAAGAGGUUUUUGGAAACAUGAGCCGUUACUCAGCCUAUGUUUUGGGCUUGAGCUGCGAGCGAAAACUGAAGCGCCUAAUGGGUUUUUAAAUAAAAAAAUAAAAACUUCCAUAACGAGCCCAAGUCAAGCUGUUUAUUGCAAUUUGAAUUAAACUCUUAAGGCAUCAUUGUAUUGAAAAAUGAACUCAUGUUGGGGGGGAAGUUACAAGGAAAAAAAUUAAUAAAAAGUCUUAGGAUAAAUAGAGUUGCGAGAAUAAAGGUGUAAUGUUAGAAUAAAAAAAGUUGCAUCCCCCAAGACUAAAAUAUUUAAUAUUAAUGAGUGAAUCAUCUACACAUAUUUUCCAGUGUUUUGAAGUGAAUUUGUUUGACAUUGUCUGCUCUUCUACCUGUAUCUAAGCAGGGACAAAUCCAUGCUAUUGAAUCUAUUUCACAUUUUUUAUGCGCAAAAAGCAUCUGAGUGCUCACCCAGCAAAUCAAUGACAAAAACUGAACACUUUCAUAAAUAAUGUCAUUAUCAGACGUGAUAAAUUUAGGGGGGAAGAGUAUGUUUGUGUGUGUGUUGACGCCGAUGCAGAUUAAGCGGACUAAUGCACGUACACAGAUCAAUGUGGCGGCGUGCUGAUGUUUUGUGCCACUAAUUGGUUGCUGUCCACACAUAAUUAUUGAUGCCCCGGGUGUAUUUAGUGGACGGCUUUUGUGACGCCGUUGAUACGAUGCUGGAGGCCAUUGUUCAUCACAGUUUACCCAUAAUCUGACAUUGUGCUGGAGGUCAGAGAACAGUUUAUAAAACUUUUUUUUUGGUUGACUUGUAUUGUUAUUUAACCUUUAUUUCGCCAGCCAGUUAAGGCAAUUUAGAACAGAUUCUCAUUUGCAAUGCUGACCUGGCAGCAGACAAUAACUAUCAGUCACUCAAAAGGCAUCAUGGAGUCAUUGGGUUAAUAGAUAAAUCGAGAUAUGCUACGUGUAAAUUUUGCCAUUUCGAAAUUAGACAGUUCAUUAUAAAAAGGUAAAAAUUUGUACCAUUUUGUCUGUCAAAGCACCAUAAAUGCCAUUUCAUAUUAGGCUCUGAUCCAAUCAGACAUCCACUAUCACAGGAAUGACUGUAGCUAAAGCCAGCUAAUCAUUUCCAGGAUGCAGCGGAGGCCAAUUGAGCCAUUACGCCACUUAAAUAGAAUCAUUGACUGUAUAUCUCAAUCUUCUCUGCUGCUUUGGCCGAAGGGCCUCGCAAAUUCUAUUAGGCGCAAUUGAAAAUCCAAACUGGAGGAGGAAGAAGAAAUUGGCUGCUGUUGCCCGUUUUGUUCUGUAUCUCAAUGAUCUACAACGGCGCAUCAUCAUCAUUAUUUUUGGUGCAAGUUGCGCCCCCCUCCCCCAAGCCUACCGGACACAGACUGUUGUGAUUACUUCGUCAAUAAAACAAGAUCUGUUUAGUCUGCUGAUGUCUUAUCAGCGUCAGGCCACCAUCUGGGUUAAGCGGAAGGUCCGCCACACACCAGAGAAAAGACCUCAAAACAACCCAAGGAAA
This is a messenger RNA of Phycodurus eques (leafy seadragon), 4213 nucleotides long. RefSeq lists its product as uncharacterized. The transcript is spliced from 7 exons. Bases 190 to 1158 code for a protein of 322 amino acids. NCBI's taxonomy places the organism in Eukaryota, Metazoa, Chordata, Actinopteri, Syngnathiformes, Syngnathidae. The record is from RefSeq and is a predicted model, not a curated record.